This is a messenger RNA of Chlamydomonas reinhardtii, 2527 nucleotides long. RefSeq lists its product as uncharacterized. Bases 141 to 1253 code for a protein of 370 amino acids. NCBI's taxonomy places the organism in Eukaryota, Viridiplantae, Chlorophyta, Chlorophyceae, Chlamydomonadales, Chlamydomonadaceae. Gene Ontology annotation, molecular function: ATP binding; protein kinase activity. Gene Ontology annotation, biological process: protein phosphorylation. The record is from RefSeq and is a predicted model, not a curated record. The transcript is spliced from 9 exons.
GAUUAUAGUAUACAUCGCUUUGAAGUUUCCGUUGUUGGCUUGCACAUAGCACGCAAAGAGACCGUCCUCGUCGUUUUUGUCCCGCCCGUAUAAUUUAUGCCGGGGCUCUAGGGGGCCAGGCGAGCUAGCUUCUGUGCAUAAUGGCAAGCCCAGAGGAGGCCACCGCGGUCAGGAAGCCGCAGGUGUACGCAAAUGCCACUGUACAAGACUUUCUGGAGCGCUAUGAGGUUGGCGAGACCGUGGGCGUGGGAGGCUUUGCGGUGGUAAAGAAGGGGCGAGACAAGAAGACGGGGGACCCCGUCGCCAUCAAGGUUGUGGAUAAAUCGCGGUACGCAGCCGGAGACAACUCGCUAGAGCGAGAAAUCCAGGUCCUCUUGAAGGUGGACCACCCGAACUGCAUCAAGCUAUUCGACGUGUAUAUCACGCCCCGCAAAGUGUACCUGGUCACCGAGCUGGUGACCGGAGGCGAGCUGCUGGACAGGGUCACGGAAAAGGGCAACUACACGGAGAAGGACGCUUCGUCGCUCAUUCGGCAAAUCCUCUCGGGCGUGGCGUACUUGCACAAGCAAGGCAUCGUGCACCGCGACCUGAAGCUGGAGAACAUGGUCAUGCUCAACGAGCGCGACGACAGCCCGGUUAAGAUUGCGGACUUUGGGCUCAGCAAGUUCUUCAGCCCGGAGACGGUGCUCAGCACCAUGUGCGGCAGCCCGCAGUAUGUGGCGCCGGAGGUGCUGGGCGUGGGGGACGGCCUGAAGGAGUACUCGCCGGCGGUGGACAUGUGGAGCGUGGGCGUCAUCCUGUUCAUCCUGCUGUCAGGCUACUCGCCAUUCGACGACGACAACGACGCGGUGCUGUUUGAGAAGAUCAAGAAGGGCAACUACGACGCGGACGACCCCAUCUGGGAGAACAUCAGCCCCGAGGCCAAGGACGUGGUGGCCAAGCUCCUGACGGUGGACAGCGGCAAGCGCCUCACAGCCGACCAGGCGCUGGCGCACCCGUGGGUGCAGGGCCAGACGCCAACGACCGUGGAUGAGGCCGCCAGCAAGCAGCUGCAGAGCACAAUGGACAAGAUGAAGAAUAUGGCGGUGAAGCGCGACUCUCUGCGCAAAUCCUUUAUCGCCGACCCGAACGGCAAGGCGGCGGCCGCUCCGGCCGCGGCGGCGCCUGCGGCGUCCGCGUCACCAGCGGCGGCGGUGGCGGCGGCGGCGGCUGACGACAAGACGGCAGGCGACGACCUGUCUGCGUACUUGUAGUCAGGGACGGUAGUAUAACAUAUGUUGGGAUGGCGCUUCGAGGGGCAGCGUCACGGCCGGUGUGCACGCACCGGUGCGGUGAGGGCCUGAUCGUGGCAUCGGCCUGGUAGCGAUCGGGCCAAUGAAUGGGACCCAAGGUACAGCGAGGGAGCGCGCGAGGACGCUGGGCGUUUGAAAAGCGGCCGCUGCGUAUUACGUUAAGAGGGCAGCAGGAGAGGUGGUUGCGGGGUUCCGGCGUUUCUCGGCGGUGUAACGGUCGGCAUUGUGGCGGUGCUGAGGAGGACCCGGUGCCUACCAGGUACGGGGGACCCUCUCUAUGACCGGUCAAGGCCCGUAGCGGAUGUCCCGAGCAGGCGUGCUCGAAAACGGCUUGUCACGAUACCCGUGUUAAGCUGUCGCGCGGAUUUUGUGCCGGGCAGGGGUCCAGGAGUGAUGCGGGCGCGCUGUAAGGAGUAGUGUGCUAAUUACCGUGGGGGUGUUGUUUCUUCUUGUGGGUGUGGAUGGCAUGUGUGAAUGUGUUUUGCAUCCUCCAUAGCGGCUCGUUGGUCGUAUGGUUUACCGGUAGGCGCUGAUAUGCGCAGCAAAAGAGUUAGCACUGAAGGGUCAGGAAUUCGCUGGGUAACUGUGUCCAUGCCGUGUUGCCCGAGGAUCAAACCGCAAGUUGGUCGCAGGGUCAACACGGCGGGUUGGAUGUCGUUCCUGAGUGCGAAGGUAUCUGGCAAUAUAAACAGAAUGUGCGCUGUACACAAGGGUGAAGAGGAUUCAUGCGCUGUUUUUUUGGUGGAGGUGCAUGUUUUGAUCUUAGGUGAUGUACUACACCAGCGUAAGGAACUUGAAUAUAACAAUGAUUUGUGGCUAGGCCGUGCGUGUGCAACCCACGUGACACAUUCGACGUCGAUGGAGGGCACGCAUGGUUUUAGACGGAUGGAACCUCGGAUGGUCACUUGGUCAGGCGCCCCUGCGCCCGUACCAGGGAUGUAUUUUUGAGUGGGUCGUCCGAUCGUCCUGAGCGACCUUGAGCAUCAAAGAGCUUGGUGCACAUGCCCAGCGCGAUAGUUCCUGUCACACUUUUGGGCUGAGCCCCCCAGCGCAGCGUUCCAGGGCCACGUCCGGAUUUGCGGGGAUGCCAAAGGCCCCCAACAUAGAGGCGUGUGCUUAGUAGGCGCCCGCGUCAAGGUGGCGGGGUUGAUAACGACCCAGGAUCAGCCCUUUUCCUGCCAUAAGGCAGCCACCUCCUUGUUGGGUGGGUCGUGUGCAGUAAGGCUCGUUCCUCA